GGGAGUUUAAAAAAAAAAAAAAAAAAAAAGGAAAAAAGUGUACAUUUGAAAUAGAUGUCAAUUCUUGGAGCACACCACAGGCUAAGAACCAAGCUUUAGAAAGCUUUUUUUUUUUAGACUGUCUGAUACUAUUGAAUAUUAAUGGAUAUUUUCUACCUAAAUAGAAAUGUAGCUCUUUCACUUUGUCCUAUUGCAAAAAUAGCCAUAAGCUUUGAAACUGGUUAGAUACUGGGUCAUUUGGGGCUAAUGUGGUGUAAGGGAUGAGGAACUGAGUUAAAAUAUUCCUAAUUCUUGCUUGCUUUGAUUCUAAAAACAAUUUCUUGCAUGGAUGAAUGCAUAAGUGCACUAGUGAAGUAUUUCAAAUAAAAGCUGAAGGAAAAAAAGACAACUUUACUACUGCCUGACAUUAGGUAUGAGGUUCUGGCCAAAAAAAAAAAAGAGCGAUAAAAGAGCUAAGCACCUUUUUACUCCAUCGACUAAUUCAGGUUUUGUUGGUGUAAACAACAAAUUUUAGAUUUGGGGAUUGUUGCCUGAAGACAUUGCAUUUAGCUCUUUACAGCUAUGUUUAGCUCUAAAUUGAAAGUUAAGUUGGAGAGAGGUAGCUCCACUGGUGCAGGUGAGCAGCUGCAUGGAAUUCUCCCAGAGAUGAAGGCAAUUUGACAAAACCACAAAAAAGUAACCAGGUCACUGAGCAGUUGCAAUAUUAUCUGCGUAAGUAGGCAGCUAGCUCAUGCAGUUGAAACUCUGCCUGGGCUCUCGUGCAUCUUUUGUAACACUUGGCUCAGCUUGACAGUCUGAUCUGUCCUGCUUUUAUUCACUUGGACUGUUGCUGUACAGGUCAGACUUAGCUGUGCUUUGCUUGUACCAUUUCAUAUUCCCCUCAUGACUGCUUUGCUGUCAAUCACAUACAAGCAACUUCUGCACUAGCAUGACUGUGCCUCUCCUGCGUUCAACUCAUCGCUUCUGGUCAUCUCUCCCUUCUUGAGCUGACGUUGUUAUUCUUUUAAUCAGGGCUGCUGUGCUUUGCUCUUUAUGUAUGAAAGGUGAAGUUCCCCCAAAUACCUUAUUUUCUUCCUUUAUAGACCUCCACAAAGCUCUCCUUUGCAGGGAUGCAUGGAUAUAAAGCCUGGCUAGCAUCACUGAGCGCUUCCGACUGCGUUGGGGAGUGCUUCCUGCGUCUGUCCUUAGCUGUCCUUACUUGUCCAUAUGCAGCUCGACUGGGAAUUUUCCAGCAGAAAAAGCUUUGCUCUACUUCUGCCGUGAUUAGUGACUGGGAGUUAAUACCAACUAACGACUGCCUUAGUACCUGCUUUUAAAACUUACUGAAGACUGAUAGGAAUUCAAGACAUGAGGGUAGUUUUCUAGAGGAGGAGCAAUUCCCCGUGAGUUUGGUAAUCUUUCUCAGAAGGUAGUUGUCCUUGCUAAUAAAGAAAGCAACAUGUAGAUGCCUUCUGAAGGCUUGUGGUGACUAAUUGAAACAGGGAUGUUGGACAUAAUUUUUCUCACCUAGUGUGUCAAAUCUGCUUUGGAAAUGACUAACCCUGAUUCUGCUUUCUCAGACUGCUGGAAUUUAAGGUGAGUUGGGGAAAGGUCGAGGCUACAUUGUAGUAGUGUUUGGUAUUGCAAGGGCCCUGCCUUUGAUCUUUAAACAAGGUGGGAAUAAACAAGGUGGGAACAAUCCAAUUCCUAAGUCCCCUCAUCAAGAUCUUGGAAGUCCAUCUUGUCUGUAAAUAUCAAUACUGAUUUUUCUGGCAUUUUCAGGUAACUUUAGGAUUUGGUGGGUAGCUAAGGGAUGCUACCAAACAUGAGUAUUGUUGAGAAAAAUACUAUGCAAAGUUAAGUAAGAAAAUGACUAAAUGAGGUUUACUUUCAUCACUUUGAAAGAGCUGCAGAGCUUCAGUGAAAGAAAUUCACAGAAUGAACAUUCUGCCUCUUAGGAGGUAAAACACCACUUUUAGGAGUUUAAUCUAGAAAGGAAAACCAGAAAUACUUGGAAUUGUUAUAUUCCUUGCAAGAAUACUAAUUUCUGAUUGAGAAAUCUGAUCUUUUUUUUUUUUUAAAGUCUGGUGAGAGAAGCUAUGGUGAAACACCUCUCUGGACUGAAGUUGUAUUUCAGCUACAUUUUCAGUUUUCUUCAUGAACAUGUAGUUUGGUAAAUACCCUGCUCUUAGAAGUUAGUUGGAAACUUUGAAGCAAGUGCAUGCAUAUUGAAGAGUCUGAUUGCGUUAAUGAAAAAAAUAUUUCCCAUUUUUUUUAUAACGAACCGUAGAAACAAUCCCCAUCAAAUUCAUUCUGUAUAUAGGUAAAUAAAUUUUGUCUUGGCAAGUUGCUCACAUUCAAAAAGGUGGACGUCUGCUUAAAGUCUUGGACAAAUAAUGUACAAUAUUUGAUUCUUUUUAAGAGGAACUGGAGAAUGCUCUCAGAUUUUUUUGAUCUCUUAUUCAAUGGUCAUCUUCAAUUCAUAAACACAUCUAAGUUUAAUAGUGCAAUAAAGAUUUUGGCCUCAGUAUGUAAAGCAGAUGUGUUUUUCCAGUGUGUGUUAAACGAGUAAUAUUUCAGUUUUGGGAGCAGGGAAUGUGAACACAAUAGUGAAACCAAAAUGAAAUACCUUUCCCAGUGCUCUGAAAUCUGCAUUUAAUUUGUCAAGAUACAGUUGUGGGAAAUACUCCACUAAUGCAAACAAUCUGCAUGGUGAUUAGAAGUGUAGUGUUUUACCACAACUUCUCAGUCUCUACUUUUAGUCAUGGGCACCUUUUUCACCAUACUGGGUUACAAAUUCUAGGAUGGGGAAAUAUGUUAUAUAUCUGCUCACUCCUACUCAUCCUUACCUUUAAAACAUUCAGGUACUGUUGCUUAAGAGAUUAGAGUUACUGUAUUUAACUUUACUCUCAACUUGUUAGGGGAUGGAAAAAAGGCAUAUAACCAAGUGUGUGAAAAAUUGCAACAGCUAUUUUGUAUGUAGUUAAAAUAUUUCAAGUGCUGCUUCUGGAAGUGGAAUGGGAAGAAGAAAUGGCACAUUGACACCAGGAGGGACUCUGCUGAGUUUGAGUGCUGUUCUGCCACCUGAGAAGGAAGGAAAUCACUCAAACAGCUACUGCUUUUCCUCAUUAUUUUUAUAUAAUGUUAUUUAUUUUUUUUUUGGUGUUGCUUAAUGAAAUGUAUGUCAAUUUGCUGAUGAGAAGAUCAAAUAGGUAGAAGGAAGUUUGUGAAAUUCAACAUAUCUAGUCAAUGUGGCCAGUUCUAGUAUGGUUCUAGCCUCUCUACUUUGAACUGCAUUAAACAAAAUUAAUCAAAAGGAGAAAAAUGUACAAACUGGACAUUAUUGUUGACGUAAAGAUGUAUGUCUGAACCUUCAGUUCUGAAAUCUUAAAAACAAACUGUUCUGCGUAUAUUAGAGUAUCAUCGUACUUAGUGCUCCAGACCCUGGACAUCAGAGCAAAACUAAAAAUGUGAGAACUAUGAGAGCACGUGUCAUAUAAUGAAAGGCAGGCGUUUGUUUUAGUCCUUCUCCAGGAGAGAUGGGGGAAUGGGUGCAUGUGGUAGUUGUCAGUGCAGUAUUUGAAUGACUAGUGGGGGGAAAAGUUUGGAAGCAUGGAAUGUGGGAUUACAUUUUUCUUUGGUUUGUUAGUAUGGAUGAGCUAGAGCAAAGCUGAAACCUUUGACCUUUCACCAAAAAACUUUCACCUUUUCCCCUCCUUGAAUGCCAGGGGAUUCCACAACUGAAAACUUGAAGUUGUUAGGAGUACUUAGCAUAUAAUGUUUUCAGAUAAAGCUCGGUUUUUAGAUUAAAAAAAAAAAAAAAUUAAGUUUCACUUCAAGGCUUCACUUAAGACAAAGAGGUGCAGCAUGGUUCAUAAUCCUGAGUGGUAUUUACCAGGGUGAAGACCUAACUGAAAUUCUUCUUUAGAAAAACUUGCAUCAAAAGUAAUGGGGGAAAAAAAAAUGAAAAACCUGCUUAGACUACUUCUGUUUAUCACUGUUUUUAGAACAGAGUCUGUUUAAGCCAGUGUAGGCUGCACCCUAUCUCUUCCUCCUGGUACUGACUGUGACUGGAACUUUUCUGACGCCCUGUUCUUACUGGCUUCAUUCUGGACACACUCGGCCACGGUCACUGCGCUCCUCACGCCAGGCCGCCCUACCCUGUGCUGCUCAUCUCCUGUGUGACAAUGGACAAUGAGGUUGGAUCAAGCCUGUCAGUAAGUAACGGGUUCUUCUGAGCCAGCUGUGCGUACGCAUGGGUAAUUACUCAAAUUUACUAUCCUCACACAUCUUGCUUCCAAUAAACCUGCUCGUGCUGGUUCCAUGUUCACUUGGGGUCUUCGAACCUUGAGAAAGAGGCUCAUGUACUCUCCCUGCUAUUCUGCAUCCCACAUCCUGGUACUGCUGAUUUAAUGACAAGCUUGGAAGGGACAGACUCAUCUCAUAGGGGCUUAGUCUAUAGGAAAUGCUGUAUGAAUGUUUUUUUUGAGACAGUUCCAAAGAAAAGGUUAGUUGUUUGGAGGCAGUCAGUGUGGCUUGAGCUGAGUAAAUACAGUUGUCCCUCGAAAACUAUAGUCAGAUUUCAAGUUGAAAUUUAGGAACUCUUUCGUUAGUAUUUCUGGCCACUGGACCUCUGUUAUCCAUCUGUUAAACAGGUGUCAUACCAUGCUCCUUCUCAAAAGGAGGCAGUGGUUAGUAACUGGAAUUAGUUGUUGUUUUUUUGUGUUUUUUUUUAGCAAUUCUUCUAGCUUUUUAAAAAUAAGAAUUGUCUUCCAUUUGCCUUUGUAUUUUCAGGUCAACGUAAAAUUUAAGAUUAAUUUCUGACACUUAAGUCUGCAUUGAAUGGUAUGUGUAUCUAUUUGGAGAGGGCUUCUUGUAGUUGUGAAAUGUUUUUGAUGCUGAGGUUGAGUUUGUGCUGGCCAGAGAGCACCUUCCUUGAACACAGAAGCUCGCGCGUGCCAGCUCUUGCCGUGUACCACACUAGGUCAGUCUAUCUGAAUGGGAGGAGGUGUGCUUUAGUGUCGUUUUCCAGAAAUGUGUACUUCCAGUUCUUUGGUUUCACGUUCCAGCAUUCAUAUUGAUUUUAGACACUAACUUUCUGGUGCUGGGCUGUUAUGCUCUGAUGUGGAGUCAGUGGAGUGUUGGUCACAGCCAGCCCUUGUAAAAGCUUUGGGAUCAAUUCAGUAGUCCAGUGAAGCCUUCUGUACAAAGACUGGAAACAUCUGAUCUGAUGUCUUUCAGCAGGAAGUUAUUUCGGGGGAGCAUGAGUAUGUUUGAUCAUGAAAUGCCCACCACAAUUUGUAAUGCGUGAAGAACGCAAAUUAGUUGCAGGAAGAUCUAUCUAGAUGCAUUGAGACAGGGAAGGAUUAAACUCUAAGCUCUGGAGAGGCUCAGUGGCCUGCUGUAUAUACUCGUGCGGUACUGCAUGCAUGGCUCUUGCAGGUGGGGACACUGAGGCCACGUGAAAAGCAUCACGGCUCGUGUAGUAGAGUGAUGGCUGUGGUCACACAGGGUCAGCACUGAAGGGUCAGGCAGGACACCACACUCCUCGCCUGAUGGCUUCUUCCUGAAAACCCCUUCGUCUACAUGAGGAAGUGCCUAGAGUUCAAGACCCAAACUUGCUCCUUGGUUACUAUUCAGUGAGUGUAAAUUGUUGUGAGAAGCUGUAGCAUGGGUAGAGGUAGCAGGUAGCAUGCUUAUGGGGUGCUGUCUCUUGGUAACCCUAAGGGUGGAUGUGGUUGCGAUACAGCACAGUCCCGUCCUGGUUUUGAGCUUCUGCUUGGCUCCUGUUGGGCUGUCUAGCUGGGCUGUUUGUACUUUGAAUUUUCCAUUUCAGAGGUCUUUCAGUAACACCAGGUCACUCUUGGGUCUAUAGCCAUCACAGCUGCAGCAGCACAGUCUUUCGGGAUUUAAUACUGUGCUGAGUGUCCCCAGCUCAUACAAGAGUAAAAUCAAGGCCUGGGUCUCUCGCUGGCAAAGACUUUAAGGACUAGGCUGGAGAAGAAAAUUGUUUGGAAGUUGGUGUCCUUUAGGACAGAGCUGUGACAGACAAAUGCCAUAAAGGGAAGAGUGGAAGUAGUGUAGUUUGAGGAGGGUGCAGGAAUGAGUGAGCUUCCUCCUGGAGAGGAGCACACUCGAAUUUACUUUUAAAAUAAAGGGUGUGUGGCAGUACCAUGUUUGAUCCUCUGUAGGGGAGGGCAUCUGGAAGGAGUCAACUCUGCAUGCUGCUGUACUUGCAGCUUUGCUAAGAGCAAGGAUUAGGGGAUAAUUGUUUCCAUUAGAAAUAGUGGGAGAAGCCAGCCAUGCUGAUCACCCACGGGGGGCAGGGGCCAGGUGCCUCUUUCCCAGAAAGCUACCCCUGCAACAUCACAUGAGCCAAGCAGUAGGUAAUUGCAGCGUUUAUAAUGCCAUUAACCUUUAAUCACAUAGUCCAUUAGUGGACUAAGAGCAUUUUAAAAAAAUAAAUAACAAACCACCAGGCCUUGGCGUGGUGUCUCGUGCAAUUAGAUUUUAGCAGGACUUCAGACUGCAUGCUGAUGGCAGAAACCUCAUGUGUGGUCAGGGAACCCCUGGGUAAGAGAUACCACAGCAGAAAUUUGUUUCUAGAGAGCGUCUCACUCUCGAUGGCUGCCCUCUGUGUCACAGGAGGACUUUCUUAAUGCCGAAUGAAAUGUAGCUUUAAAGGUCAGAUUAUCCAUCAGUCCUGUGGGAGCCACUGAGGAAAUAUUGUCAGCUCUAGUGUUUGCCUUUUUGCAUGGGUGUGAAGCUGGCGUGGGUUCUGUAAAUAAUGAAGUUAUAUUUAGCUGUGAAGUGCAUUAUGUCAGAGCAGUUUCAGUGGUAACAAAACAUUUAAUGAAAAAGCAUUAAGCAAGAGAACUUUUAAAAAAUAAACGUCUUCCUACACUUAGCACAUUAGGGUGCUUAAUCACCCCCUUUGUAUGAUUUUUGGUGUAAUAUGUAUGGUAUCAAAUAACUGGUAAGCUACUUGGCAUUUGUAUAGCAUCAAACAGCAGACUCCUUAGUCAGCCAGUGCAUUGAAAUAAUUAUAUAUAAGAAAUACUUGUGGAAAUUAACCCCUCCAUCUUAUAGAAAUAACCAUGGCAAUCUGUGUGGAGAUAGCAGCUAUUACUGCCCACAUACGGAUUGGUUUUGUUUCCCUAUCUAAUGCUAAGGUAAACAGAGUAACUGGCACAGAAUAUGAAGUGUUUUCUCUACUGUUUAAUGCUUUUCAGUGGAUUCUGCUAACACAGUAGCAUUGGCUAGUUAUUCCUGCUAAACUAUAAAAUUGCUCAGGAGGGAACUGUUUCGGAAUUGCUUGAGAGCAAGCCAGAAGUGUAAUGCCUGCAUACAUAAAAUACAUUUUAAAAAGAAAAAGUUAAACCUUGGUGGGAAUUGCUGGUGAUCUGCCUCUCAAGCUGAAGUUUACAGUUUCCCUUUAUCAAAUAAUUUUAAAGUGAGCAACUCCUUCAGAUGAGGAGGGGGGAAAAAAAGGCCUAAUAAAUACCUGUGUGGUUUUAUAUCUAGUUAAUAUAUAGCAAUUGUGCUGGCAAACAAUGCAGCUGCCUGUGCUAACUGAUAGCAACUGUAAAGGUAUGGAGUGAGCUGUCAGCUGCUGUAGGACACCAGCCCUGCCCAGCCCUUCUGCAGGACAUAUGGGUAGUUUAUCCAGAGGCAUUUGCUGUCUUGGUCUUGUUACUUGCGUUGCUUUGGUACAAAAGCAACUAACACAAAUACCACAUGGGAGCUUUUUCCUUUUCUUUCCUGUAUGAGACCGGCUAUUUUUAGUCUGCAAGGAAUCACAUCUACAGGAGGAGGAGGUACCAGAUUCUGGGGCUUCUUCUCGAGGGUCCAUGGUAGGUAGCUUCCAGGAUCUACUUUAAGCUCCUUGGCCAUACUUUCUCUACAGGUUUUCUAGAAGAAUUUUUUGGUAUUCAAGGUCCAGGUAUCCAUCCUAAACAUGCCUAUGCUUUGCUUAUACCUGUUUGUACAUCAGGUCUCCUUAUAUAGCAACAUGGAGUUAAUCUGAAAUGUGAUUGAAACCUGUAAACACUGUCAGUCUGACUGUAAAGCACUGAAGUCUGGCUGUAAAUCUGUGUGUUCACCAAGACAGUUACUUGAUUGUUUCUAGCAUGGAUUAUCUUCUGUGUUAACCUUAAAAUAUUGUGUCACUGUAUCUCUGCAUGUCCAGUAGACACCUGGAGGUUGAAUUAGUCCACAGAGAUUCAUUUACAGAUGUCUGAAGCUUGUGCAUGGUGCUCGCCCAGAAUAAUCCUCUUGUUUUCAGCUGCAUGCUUGGCAAUUAGGACACAAUCUGUACUACUUAAGGUAUAAAUAAGCAUUUAGCAUUACUUGUGGAUUACAUUAGGACAACAGACGCUAUUUUGAAGGAGCAGUUAAUGAGUGGCCGGUUUCAUAGAACAAACACUUGCAGCUGUGCACAUGGAAAAUAAUUGAAUUAAAGGGGAAAAAAGUGUCAAAAUGUGAUAGUAGCUUUCAACUACUUAAUAUUAAGUUUGUCUUUACUAGUUGUAAGAAUUAUGUAUACUGAAGAUAACUACCCUUGUAUCUUCAGAUCAAACACACACAGCCAUGCAGGCAAUUAUUACUAUUAAAUUUACCAACUUAAAAUUAAAGGAAAAAAAAGGGCAAGGGGUAAAAAACUUGGAAUCUGAAUUCCGGCAGUGCUUUAGGUAGUAAUGUACAACCUGGGUGAAGAGAGGAAACCUGAUCUUCUACAGAUUUGAUGUGAUCUGAGGUAAGCCAUUAACCGAACUUGAAUUCUCUUCCUGCGUUUGAUUCUAGAAGCACAUGCACAGAGAUCUGUUGAUGUGAGACCUAACUGUCGUGUGCCUUGCUUUCUGCUCCAUGAAGUGGAAAUAAUAGGGCUUCCUCUACAGGGACGGUCAGGAAUGUACCAAAAUGAAUGUGAGACAUGAAGGGUGUUAUUUAACUGUUGCUUGGUCAAGUAGCUGUGCCUUGUGCCUUGUACCCUGCCUCCGCGUCCUGUCCUCGUUGUGCUGAGCUGGUAUGCUGGCUCGCUUCCUUGCUGUAGUGAGUGUCUGUCUCCAGGACAAGAGAUAACAAGCAAAAUGGUUGACGAGGAAGCAAAGAGCUUACCUAUGGAGCUGAGUGAGAAGGGAGGUGUGGAGAACAAUGGAUUUGUUCAAAAUGAGGCUUUUGAUGACAAGGAGACUGAUACCAGUAGCCAAGAAGAAAUGCCAAAAACAUGCAUUAUUGGCGUGAACCCAGAAGCUACUGAGGAGCCAGCUUUGGAGCCCUAUGCAGGGAUGCCGAAGGAAGUCUUGCUGAAGUUCUCCAGCCAAGCCCGGUACAGAGUCACCAGGGAGAUUCUCUUUUGGCUCAUAAUCGCUGCUGCUGUCAUGCUUGUGUGUGCUACGAUUGCCAUUAUUGCUCUGUCCCCAAAGUGCCUUGACUGGUGGCAAGCUAGUCCUAUUUACCAGAUCUACCCUCGUUCUUUCAAGGACAGUGACAUGGAUGGGAAUGGUGAUCUGAAAGGUAUCCAAGAAAAGCUGGACCAUAUAGUAAAUUUGAACAUAAAAACAGUCUGGAUCACUUCUUUCUACAAGUCCCCCUUAAAAGACCUUGGCUAUGGAGCUGAAGACUUCUAUGAUAUUGAUCCCAUGUUUGGAUCAAUGAGUGAUUUCGAGAAUCUGCUUGCAGCCAUACAUGAUCGAGGGUUAAAAGUGAUAAUGGACUUAAUACCAAACCACACAAGUGACAAGCACCGAUGGUUUCAGCUUAGUCGCAACCGGACUGGGAAGUACACAGACUACUACAUCUGGCAGGACUGCGUGCAGGCGGGGGCAGUGAUCGCUGUGCCCAACAACUGGGUGAGCGUCUAUGGGAAUUCCAGCUGGCAGUUUGACGAUGUGAGAAAACAGUGUUAUUUUCAUCAGUUUGGGAAAGAACAGCCAGAUUUAAAUUUCCGCAACCUUGCUGUUCAACAAGAAAUCCAUGAUAUUAUCAAAUUUUGGCUUGGCAAAGGAGUUGAUGGAUUUAGUUUUGUCGCUGUUAAAUUUCUUCUAGAAGCCACGCACCUACGAAAUGAACCGCAAGUGAACAAGUCUCAGAAUUCUGAGAGCAUCACAGCCUAUUCCGAGCUCUACCAUGACUACACAACCACCCAAGUUGGCAUGCACGACAUCAUCCGUAGCUUCCGCCAAACCAUGGAUCAAUACAGCAGUGAACCCGGCCGAUACAGAUUUAUGGGUUCUGAUGGUGAUGAAAAGGAAGACAUAGGAGCAACAAUGAUGUAUUAUGGAACAACUUUUGUCCAAGAAGCAGACUUCCCAUUCAAUUUCUACCUAAUUAACAUGAAAAAUCUAUCAGGAAACAGUAUUUUUGAAGCCGUCAACUUGUGGAUGAAAAACAUGCCUAAAGGGAAAUGGCCAAACUGGGCGGUCGGAAGCCCUAACGCUGCUCGGAUUUCAUCUCGCUUUGGGAAGAAAUAUGUCAGUGUUAUAAACAUGCUGCUUUUAACCCUCCCUGGUACUCCUAUAACUUAUUAUGGUGAAGAAAUAGGUAUGGAGAACAUUGCUUCAGGAAAUGUGACCUUCCCAGAGAAAUCCCCCAUGCAGUGGGAUGGCCAAGUUAACGCUGGUUUUACUGAAGGCACCAGUAGCUGGUUACCCGUUAACCCUGACUACCAAAGUGUGAAUGUUGAAGUACAGAUGACCUGGUCCAACUCAACCCUGAGCUUAUACAGAGAGCUAACGUUACUUCGCAACAAUGAGCUGCCCAUUCAUCGGGGGUGGAUGUGCUACAUCUGGAAUGACAGUAAUGUUUUCGUCUAUGUGAGGGAAUUGGAUGGGUUAGAUAGAGUCUUUAUGAUGGUUCUCAAUUUUGGACAGGAAUCGACAAUAGACCUGAAAGCUAUAGUUCCUAGUCUUCCCUCGGUAGCUACUAUAAGACUAAGUACCAAUUUUAGCAAUACUGGUAAAGCUGUCAAUACCAACACAAUUAAAACUGAAGCGGGAGAAGGCCUAGUCCUUGAAUAUAAAACAGGAAAACCUGUUCAUACUAUGGAGGCUUUUCAAGACAACUGUUUUGUGGCAGAAAAAGCUUGUUAUUCCAGUGCCUUUAAUUUACUCUAUGUGAACUGUUAAGUGCAAGAGUAGAAUAACCAAGUUUUCAUGUUAGUUUAGAAAAUGCUGAUUUCAAAGAAUGGGAAAAAAAUCUGUCUCUUUUUUUGGCUUUUCAAACUUGCUUUGUGUACAAAAUAAACAGCCUGAAAAAUGAAAUUAAUACCUAAUUGUCUUGUAUCUGUAUUGGUAAUGAAACACUGGUAUGGUAUAAACAACGAUAGCUAUUUAGACACCCCCA
Molecule: messenger RNA, 11322 nt
Organism: Cygnus olor (mute swan)
Lineage: Eukaryota; Metazoa; Chordata; Aves; Anseriformes; Anatidae
Gene: SLC3A1
Product: solute carrier family 3 member 1
Exons: 11
Coding region: 9069-11105 (678 amino acids)
Biological process (GO): amino acid transport; carbohydrate metabolic process
Source: RefSeq, a predicted model, not a curated record